AUGGUGCCCCCAGGGAAGAAACCAGCGGGAGAGGCCUCCAACUCCAACAAGAAGUGUAAGCGUUACUUCAACGAGCACUGGAAAGAGGAGUUUACCUGGCUGGACUUUGACUAUGAGCGGAAGCUGAUGUUCUGCCUCGAGUGCCGCCAGGCCCUGGUACGGAACAAGCAUGGCAAAGCCGAAAACGCCUUCACUGUGGGCACUGACAACUUCCAGCGCCACGCCCUGCUGCGCCACGUGACCUCAGGAGCCCACCGCCAGGCUCUGGCUGUCAACCAGGGCCAGCCCCCUUUUGAGGGCCAGGCUGAGGGCGGAGAGGCCUGCCCAGGCCUGACUACGACCCCCGCCUCCAGGGGUGUCAAGGUGGAGGUAGACCCGGCCAAAGUGGCUGUGCUGACUACCGUGUACUGCAUGGCAAAGGAGGAUGUGCCUGAUGACCGCUGCUCUGCCCUGCUCGAGCUGCAGAGGUUCAACCUGUGCCAGGCACUGCUGGGCACAGAGCAUGGCGAUUACUACAGUCCCAGGAGGGUGAGGGACAUGCAGGUGGCCAUUGCCAGUGUCUUGCACACAGAGGCCUGCCAGCGCCUGAAGGCAUCCCCAUAUGUGGGGCUGGUGUUGGACGAGACCAGAGACUGGCCGGAGUCACACAGCCUGGCCCUGUUUGCCACUUCGGUGUCCCCCUGUGAUGGCCAGCCUGCCACCACCUUCCUGGGCAGUGUGGAGCUACAGGAGGGUGAGGCCACUGCUGGCCAGCUCUUGGACAUCCUGCAGGCUUUCGGCGUAUCUGCACCCAAGCUGGCCUGGCUCAGCUCAAGCCUCCCCAAUGAGCGCCUGGGGAGUGUGGGCCCACAGCUCCGGGCCACUUGCCCACUGCUGGCAGAGCUGCACUGCCUCCCUGGCCGCACAGAUCCUGAGCCCCCCGCCUACUUGGGUCAAUAUGAGAGCAUAUUGGAUGCUCUAUUCCGCCUCCAUGGUGGUCCUAGUUCCCACUUGGUCCCUGAGCUCCGGGCAGCACUGGACCUUGCAGCUAUUGACUUGGCAGGGCCUCGGCCAGUGCCCUGGGCCUCCCUGCUGCCUGUCGUGGAAGCAGUGGCAGAGGCCUGGCCUGGCCUGGUGCCCACCCUGGAGGCUGCAGCCCUUGCCUCACCUGUGGCGGGGUCACUGGCCCUGGCCCUGCGCCAGUUCACCUUCGUGGCCUUCACCCACCUGCUGCUGGAUGCCCUGCCCUCUGUGCAGAAGCUCUCCCUUGUCCUGCAGGCGGAAGAGCCGGACAUGGCCUUGCUGCAGCCCCUGGUGAUGGCGGCUGCGGCCUCCCUCCAAGCUCAGCGCGGCUCAGGUGGGGCCCGCCUCCAGGGCUUCCUGCAGGAACUGGCAUCCACGGACCCUGACACCAGCAGCGGGCGCUGCACCUACCGCGGCGUGGAGCUGCUCGGUUACUCAGAGGCUGCGGUCCGGGGCUUGGAGUGGCUCCGGGGGUCCUUUCUGGACUCCAUGCGGAAGGGCCUACAGGACUCCUACCCCGGGCCUUCGCUGGACGCCGUGGCCGCCUUCGCGAGCGGGGUCGGGGAAGGCCGGGGGGGCCACGUGGUGAAGAUCGCAGUGGAUGGGCCCCCGCUGCACGAGUUUGACUUUGGGUUGGCUGUGGAGUUCUUAGAGACAGGCCCGGCCUCCAGCGCCCCCAGCCCCCUGCUGGCCUCCCUGCCCCUGCCCACCCGGCCUCUGCAGCCCCCGCUGGACUUCAAGCACUUGCUCGCCUUCCACUUCAAUGGCGCUGCCCCGCUCAGUCUCUUCCCCAACUUCAGCACGAGGGGAUAG
Messenger RNA from Mandrillus leucophaeus (drill), 1815 nucleotides. RefSeq lists its product as uncharacterized. NCBI's taxonomy places the organism in Eukaryota, Metazoa, Chordata, Mammalia, Primates, Cercopithecidae. The transcript is spliced from 5 exons. The record is from RefSeq and is a predicted model, not a curated record. The coding region runs from base 1 to 1815 and encodes 604 amino acids.